Molecule: messenger RNA, 526 nt
Organism: Volvox carteri f. nagariensis
Lineage: Eukaryota; Viridiplantae; Chlorophyta; Chlorophyceae; Chlamydomonadales; Volvocaceae
Exons: 5
Coding region: 149-526 (125 amino acids)
Source: RefSeq, a predicted model, not a curated record
ACUUCGUGGCUUUAAGAUUUGAAGAGGAGGAAGUCAAGCAUUCGCCUUUUUUCCCGGGGGCCCUUGAUGAAGCCUAAUGCAAUGUACGGCAUGCCGUACGUGCGUACGAGAAGGGUUGGUCUAAGGAUCCUCCGUAGAAAUCUUCAUUAUGGCAUUCGGGCAAUGUUCUUCCUGGCUGUUCCCAACAAACAGCGAGCCCAAAUCAUGCACUACACGCCAAAAGCUUUGCACCCACUCCAAUGAGCCAUGUAAGGUUAUGAGCAAGGCACAUCAGGCUCGGCCUUAUAUCCCCCCACCGCUCAAUAACCAGCAGAUCUCACCCCGAGGCGUUCAUGGCUCCUUCCGUCCUGAUUCCCGAAAGGACCAAGGCCUUUUGGACAGAAAACAGCAAGCAGGGCAAAAUGCCCGCGACUCCUGGGGUUCUGCGCACUCAAGAGCCUUGAUUCACGGGCUGGCAGGCGGAACUGGCGGACUGGUCAAACGAAACAGGACCCAACCAGCCAUCACCUACCGGAACGAAAAUUGA